CGGUCUGUGUCACCAGGCAUUCGCACUACAGGAGCAUGGUGCUUUAUACGAAAGGUUCAUCAGUUCGCUAUUGCACCACGAACCUCCUAUAAACAACAACAGUAGUUCAUAGCAGGGGCAAAGGAGAUCAAGACACCCAUAGAAGACCGAUACCUAGCCGUGAGCGAGGAGAUACCCAGCUAGAAACAGAAGCUAGUUUAGCAUGUAUGCCAUGCGGUGAAACAACGGGUUUUGCUGUGAAAGGAAAAGCUUCCAGAAUCCACUGAGCCACACACAACACAAGGACAAACGCCGGGGCUCCAUCCGUACUCCGCCGAGCGGGGAGGCAGGCUCCAGUUUCCUCUGAGAAGAAGAGUGUUCCCUGGAGAUGUCUCGGCACCACAACCCCUUUGAGAGAGAUUAUCGCAGUGGGUGGGAUCGCAGGGAACGGUGUGUGGCCAUAAACAACGGGAUCAACAGCAACUGUAACAGCACCAGCAACUGCAGCAGCAUCAACAGCAAUAACCGGCCUGGUCUGCUGCCAUUGCCAGUCAUCCCCUCUCUGCUCCCCACCCCAGCAGCUAUCGCCUGCACCACAGCGAGUAAUGACCUGGGAGCCAACCGCAUGGUCAGCUCUUCCACCACUGCUGCUGCUAAGAUUUCUGGUAUAUCGCCAGGUGAAAAACAGUCACAAGGGCAGAUUCUUCCUCCAAAUGUGAGGUGGGGACAAACCCCCAUUAACCAGUGCACACCGUGGGAGACUGAUGAACCUCCUGCAAAACAGAUAAGGGAGAAUGAAGGCACAGGUUCUGCACCGUGGGUUCCACCAGCAGCAGUCGUCAGCCAGGCAAACCUUUUAGCUCACACUUACGGAAUGCCACAGCCUCCAGCUUACAGCCAAGCGGUGAAUGUCCAGGCACCUGUAAUGGGAGUUACACCCACUAUGCAAACUCCUGUCCCCCCACAACACCAACUAAUGACAGCACAUUACCAGCUCCCACAACAACCUUCACAGCCUCUCACUAACAUGGUCAUGAACAUGCAAAGUCAGCCUCUUUACACGAACAGUCAUCCACCAAUCACCAUGUCCCCUAUGACUGGGGUUUGUCAGGUGACCCACCCUGUUCACACUGUAGUAGGGAAUGGUCACAUGACUCGCCCUAUGCUACAGCCUCCGCCUCUGCCCAGUAACCCACCAGUGACCAAUGGGCAGACUGUCCCCCAACCACCUCCCAACCCUCCAGUCAAUCAGGAGAACGCAAACGGGUUGCAGAUGCUAAGGACAGUUGGCAUGGGAAAGUACGAGUUUACAGAUCCCUGGCACCCUAAAGAAAUGUUGAAGGAGCUGAACCAGCAGCGCAGAGCGAAAGAGUUUACAGACCUGAAAAUUAUUGUUGAAGGCAAAGAGUUUGAAGUCCACCAAAAUGUUCUAGCUUCCUGCAGUUUGUAUUUCAAGGACCUGGUUAAAAGGUCAUCCAGUGAGAGCCGGAGCGGUGAGAUGUUAGAGCUGACAAUGGGCAACAUAGACGCUGACGUUCUGGAACUUCUGCUGGAGUUUGUUUACACAGGCUCCCUGAUCAUAGACUCGGCCAACGCCAAAACUCUGCUGGAAGCAGCCAAUAAAUUUCAGUUCAAUACUUUCUGCAAAGUCUGUGUGUCUUUCUUAGAAAAACAGUUGACUGCGAGUAACUGCCUUGGAGUGUUAGCCAUGGCCGAGGCGAUGCAGUGCACUGAACUGCAUAACAUGGCUAAAGCCUUUGCCCUGCAGAACUUUCCAGAAGUCGCAAGCCAGGAGGAGAUCCUCGGUAUCUCCAAGGAGGAUUUCAUCAGCUACAUGUCAAAUGACAGCCUCAACACCAAAGCAGAGGAGCUGGUGUAUGAAACAGUGAUAAAAUGGAUUAAGAAAGAUCCUGUAAACAGAGUUCAGCACGCGUCAGAGUUGCUGGCCGUGGUGCGUUUGCCUUUCAUCCACCCCAGUUACCUGUUAAACAUUGUUGAUAAUGAGGAGUUGAUAAAGUCUUCAGAGGCCUGUCGAGACCUGGUUAACGAAGCGAAGCGCUAUCACAUGCUGCCACACGCUCGGCAGGAGAUGCAGACGCCAAGGACUAGACCUCGGCUAUCAGCAGGUGUAGCAGAGGUGAUCGUCCUUGUUGGAGGCCGACAGAUAAUUGGAAUGAACCAGCGAGCCCUGACUGCCGUCACAUGUUUCAAUCCACAGAACAACAAGUGGUACCCGCUGGCCCGCCUGCCCUUCUAUGACCGUGAGUUCUUCAGUGUCAUCUCUGCUGGGGACAAUAUCUAUCUGUCAGGUGGAAUGGAGUCUGGUGUCACAGUCUCUGAUGUCUGGUGCUACAUGUCGCUACUUGAUAACUGGAACCUCGUGUCUCGGAUGACAGUCCCCCGCUGCCGACACAACAGCCUGGUGUAUGAUGGGAAGCUGUACACCAUCGGGGGACUGGGUGUAGCUGGAAACCUUGAUCAUGUUGAAAGGUAUGAUACCAUAACCAACCUAUGGGAGACUGUUUCACCCCUCCCUAAGCCAGUGCACGCAGCAGCUGCCACAGUGUGUGGAGGAAAAAUCUAUGUGUUUGGUGGGGUGAACGAUGCAGGACGACCUGCAGGGGUUUUGCAGUCAUAUGUUCCUCAGACCAACACCUGGAGUUUCAUAGAGUCUCCCAUGAUAGAUAACAGGUAUGCACCUGCUGUUACCCUCAAUGGAUUAAUCUUCAUCCUUGGAGGAGCUUAUGCCAGAGCCACCACCAUCUAUGAUCCAGACAAAGGAAAUAUCAAAGCAGGCCCCAACAUGAACCACUCCAGGCAGUUCUGCAGUGCUGUCAUUCUGGAUGGCAAGAUCCAUGCCACGGGUGGAAUCGUCAGCAGUGAAGGUCCAGUGCUGGGGAACAUGGAAACAUUCGACCCUUGUACGAACAUCUGGACACUCUUGCAAAACAUGCCAUGCCCUCUGUUCAGGCAUGGCUGCGUAGUUAUAAAAAAAUACAUUCAGAGUGGUUGAUGGUAUAGGACACAAGGAUCUCUUGUAGCAGUGCAUAUGUAAAAACCCAGAAUUGCUUUUUGGAAUACUUGUCUACAUUGAAUGUAGACGUUCGUCCUUGCCGUUCAGUGAAACAGGGGCGAGAUCCCGUCUGUAACAUAGAGUAACUUAUUGAAUCUACAAGUGUGCCACAAAGUGUUAUAGUGGUACUUGUUGUUAAGCUAUGCUGUCAGUUUGAUUCAGCUGUGUUGGGUUUCUUAUCUAUUCCUCAUGUAGAGCAAGAUCUGUAGACUUAAAUCUCAUGCAGUUCUGUUUUACAAUUUAACAGUUUUGAGCGCUAGCUAUUGUUUUUUACCCCCCAACAAGAGAAAUAUCUUACUUUAGUGUUGACCCAGAAGAGAAGCUCUGUCCCUUUUGCUAAUCAUACCCAGAUACAAGUGGUAGUGCAAUUCUGUCAUAAGCAUUUCCUUCACAGGUGAACACUCAUAAAUCAGGGCAUAUUGAACAAGAGUGGCCCCUUUCUGAGUUUUGGGGACUGUGCACUCUGGUCUGGGUACAGAUACCUGCUCCAUGUGACAGAGUCCCUGUUGAAUGUGGUUUUUGAAGUGAUGAACUAUGGUAGGGGGUUGGAGGAGUGGAAAUGCACCUCAGAAUCCACAGCUCCUGCCAUGACCAGAGCAUAUAUAUAAUUUUUUUUUUUUUUUAUUUAACCAAGCCUAUGUAAGCAAAGGGAUGUGUCUAGUGUAAGUUUUUUUUUGCAAUUGUUAUUUAUUUGUUUUUUUUUAAAUCUGCAAAAUCUGUACCUAAUGAAGAAAAAAAAAAAGGUAAAAUGUCAAGGUGUUAUAAAGUUCUGAAACUAUGUACAGUAGUAAUGUAUAUAAAAGUAUAAGGAAACUAUGCUUUGUAAAAAACAUAAUGGGAGAUGUUCUUCUGUACUGGUCCAUGUGUACAGUAUACCGUAGUUUAGGAGACACGUCAUAUCAUAUACGUCUAUGACCACCUUGAUUAUGGUAUUGUCAACAUUCUCAAAUGGCCGCACUGUGUACUAUCGGCAGCCCAAAGAAUUCGACCUGUUCUCCUAGCAGUCCUGUGCUGUAGGGUUUUGUUUUUGCGGUGUUUUCCAGAGUGCCACAGCACAGAUAUUCAUCAGCCACAAGGUUUAAUGCUCCUGUAGUAUCAGGGUCUGAAAAGACUAUAAAAGCUCACUUUUCUAUUUGCAACAGAAAUAUUUUUUAAGAAUUUAUACCCAAAUU
Molecule: messenger RNA, 4224 nt
Organism: Polyodon spathula (Mississippi paddlefish)
Lineage: Eukaryota; Metazoa; Chordata; Actinopteri; Acipenseriformes; Polyodontidae
Product: kelch-like protein 29
Exons: 13
Coding region: 368-2992 (874 amino acids)
Molecular function (GO): protein binding
Source: RefSeq, a predicted model, not a curated record